Messenger RNA from Mus musculus (house mouse), 15119 nucleotides. It is a transcript of the gene Dgkd, whose product is annotated as diacylglycerol kinase, delta. Gene Ontology annotation, molecular function: kinase binding; identical protein binding; kinase activity. The record is from RefSeq and is a predicted model, not a curated record. Gene Ontology annotation, cellular component: plasma membrane; cytoplasm; clathrin-coated pit. The coding region runs from base 9150 to 12413 and encodes 1087 amino acids. Gene Ontology annotation, biological process: phosphatidic acid biosynthetic process; lipid phosphorylation; signal transduction. The transcript has 28 exons. NCBI's taxonomy places the organism in Eukaryota, Metazoa, Chordata, Mammalia, Rodentia, Muridae.
ACCUGUUCGUCUCAGAGUGCCUAGUGUUUUAGAGUACUGUGGUGUGAUCUCUUUAUUUUCUUGAAACAACUUGUUACUGUCAUUGCUGUUUACUGACUCAGUGUGUGUUAUCUCCCACCUGAAGAAAAGGCAAUGACUGUGUGAAUCUCCAUGUUCACACAGGACUGCAGAAGCUGUGGGUGCUACCUCUCAGAGAGAUGUAAGGGUGCCCUCCAUAGAGCCUGCUGUAAAAAGUGCUUUGUUUAGGGCUGCACCCAGGGCUAGGUCCAGUCCACCCCCGCCCUGCUGGACUUUGCUUCACAGAAGUUGGCACAGCCUUUUCUAUGGGCUCAUUGUUCAUGGCUGCAAAGAUUAUUAAGGGAGGAUCAGGACAGUCCGACAUUCAGAAGAUAAUUAGGAGUUGGGGUUGCUCUGCACUUUCUUUGACUUCUUCAUCCAAACAAAAAAGCUGAAGUGACAUGACCUUGGAGAUGGGGCCUUGGUAUCUGCCCUGCACUCAGCUCUUUGGGCCUGUUUCUCAGGUGUAGGGCAUGGGUACAACCCGCUGCCAGCCUUGUGCUGCCUUCUGAGGAGUGAACUUCAUUUAGGGCUUGCUCUAUUCAGGAAAAAUCUAAUCACACUGAGUCUACAUUGCUUGUUUGUUGUACCCUUAGUCUGCACACUGAUUUGUCCAGGACAAUGCCAAUUCAUACAACUGGCUGUAGAUGACCUAACACUAUUACUUAUUUUUAGAUCCCACUUUGAUUUGCAUAUACUUCCUAGCUUGGAUGAUACCCUCUAUGGUCAUGCUGGUUAUGAGGAAGGUUCAUAAUGCUCUUUAAUGGGUGCUCUAGUAUGCUAGCACAUGCUGAGAGUAAAGCAUUUUUAUAGCUUAAUAGGUGCAGAAAUGCAUCACUCACUGAAGUAAAGUAUGAAUUUUCUUAUAUACCUAUGCAGAGAUAUAUAUUGAAACUUGUCAUAGUCAAGAGAGUAAAUAUUACUAUCACUUCCAAAGUAAGUUUUCUGUCUUUUAAAAAUUCCUAAGCUGGGCGUGGUGGCACUUGCCUUUAUUCCCAGCACUCAGGAGGCAGAGGCAGGUGAAUUUCUGAGUUUGAGGUUUGCCUGUUAUAUAAAUCUAGUUUUAGGGUAGCUAUGGCUACACAGAGAAACCCUGCCUCAGAAAAUAAAAAUAAAUAAACAAUAAACAAAUAAAAUAAAAAUGAACAUUAUUUAGGGCUAAAAGAGCUGACUCAGCUGUUAAAAGCACUGACUGCUCUUACAGAGGGCUUGAGUUUGGGUCCCAGGACCUAUGAUAGAGUUUACAACUGCCUGCAGCUCCAGGGCAUCGAUGCCUUCUGGACUCAAAGGACACUCACUCGCUUGCACAAUCUUCUACCCAGACAGACAGACAGACAGACAGACAGACAGACAGACGUGCAAAUGAAUAGAAAUAAAAAUUAAAAUAAAACAUAGUCUGCUGCUGUUUUCUGGAGAGGCUUUUAUUAUCUUAUGCUCUUUCCAGUGGUAGAUCCAAGGCUCUUCUGUUAUGCAUGUGGCCAGCAGUUGGAUGGAAGCAGGAUCUCACUCAUGUAGGCAGCUCCUUUCCUAACUCAUGGAACUAACUUCUAGCAACAUGUAUGGUUCUUACUGGUAUCUUAUCUGUGAAGUAUAUGCUUGAAUCAUUUGUUUUUUAUAGGAUUAUUUUCUUGAUAUAUUCUGGAUGUCUUUUCUCUGGUAGCUGCCUUGUUAACUGUUCUCCACAGUCUGUCAUCUAACUUUUCUUAAUGGCAUCUUUAGAAUAUUUCUUUUGUGAAAUUGGGAUUGUGAACCUUUUCCUAGUUUGUCUAAGACAUUUUUUUACCCUAGAAGUUCUGUAGCCUUUGCUUAUACACAUUUAGAUCUGUACAUAAUUGAUUUUGUGUUUGGCACAAGAUACAGAGUUGAUGUUCUCUACAUGAAUGUUGGCUUUUUCCUUCAGCAUUUAUUGGGGAAACAUUCAUUUAGUUACCUGUUUCCUCAGUCAAAAGUCCAGUGGCCUUGUAUUGAUGAGUGUAUUUUCAGUGGGUGCAUGUAAGUGUGCACUUUGAGAUCGGAUCUCACUGCUGCAAAAGCUUGCCUCAAACUCACUGUGUAGCUUAGACUAGCUUUGCAUCCAUAGUGGUCUUCUGUGUUAGCCUUCCUAGUUGGGGUUAGUGGAAUGACCACACCCAGCCCUCUACAGUCUAAUUCUGCUUCUCUGAUUUGUAUAACUGUCCAUAUCCUAGUCUCAUGCUUUGUUAUUUAUUUUCUAUUUUCUGUGUUAUGAGUGUUUUGCCUGUGUAUAUGUCAGUGCAACCAUGCAUGCAUGGUGUCUGUAAGAGCCAGAAGAGGCCUUUAGAUCCUUUGGGACUGGGCUUACGAGUGGUUAUAAGCCACAGUAUCAGUGCUGGGAAUUGAACUUGGGUCUUCUGGAAGAGGUAAAAAAAAAAUGCUCUUAACACCAACAGAUCUAUUCAGCUCCAGAAGAUUAAUCUAACUAUCUUUUUCUCGUUCUCGCUUUCUUCCUCUAUUUUCCUUUUUUUUUUUUCUGAGACAAGGUCUCACUAUGUAGCCUUGGCUUGGCUUUGUAAAUCAAGCUGGCCUUGAUCUCAUAGAAAUCUGCCUGCUUCUGCCUUCCAAGUGUUGGAGUUAAGAGCAUAUGCCACCAUACCCAGCAAGCUUGAUAUUCUAAUAGACAGAUAUUCUAAUAGACUAGAACAGUCCUAGGGCAUGACACUCCUAUUUUGUUAAAGAACUUUACAUCUGUCUAUGUGAAGUACAUUGACUUCUAUCCUCCUACUUCUUCUCUUCCAUUGUCUUUCUCUUUUUGUUGUCUUUCUGUCUUUAUAUCUUUGUCAAAUUUUGGUGCUUAGGUUUAGCUGACUUCAUAACAUUUUUAAAAACGGAGAGUCAAUGGUUACCUGCUGUUUUCUGAUAAACUUUGUGUAAGUUCAUGCCAUUUCCUUCUCAAAUGUUUACUAGAAUUUACUAGUGAAACAUGAAGUGUGGGGUUUUUCUUUUGAGCAAAGUUUUUGGUAAUACUUCUUAAUAUUCUCUUUUUUCUUUUCCUGAUUGAACCCAGGGUAUCAUCUGUGUUAGGUGAGUGUUCUACCACUCAGAUUUCUAAUCUUAAACUUUUGAUAUUUCUGAUAAUGAAUUCAAGUUUUAGAAAUGAUCAUCAUUUAUUCAGACUUAACUUAUUUAUGUCUACACUGGAUUGUCUGUAUCCUCUUCCUCUUCACUUCAGCUUUGUCUGUUGGAAGGAGAAAUAUGAACUUUAUGAGAGGUGUUCUUGGAUGUAUUAUUUCUUUCCAGGUCAUGCUCAGAACAAAGUUAGGUUAACAGGCUCAUUCUUUUCCUAGUUCUAUCCAGUGUCAUUUCUGGGAAGCUGCUGUGUUUUCAGAGAUGUGGGACAGUGUUGUGGCCAUGCGUAACAAAUGGAGAUGGCUCCUCAGUCACUCUGGCUUCCUGCAAGCCAGACCCACUGUGGCUACUCAUGACCUGAUAGACAGGGUCUCUGAGGCAGGGUUUGUCCAUGGGGAAAGACGUUUUGAAUUUUCUUUUCAGGUCUUUUAAAAUCUUAAAUCUUGUAGUUAGAAUGUCAUUGUCGUCGUAGUCGUUGUCAUCUCCUCCUCCUCCUCUUCUUCCUCCUCCUCCUCCCCCUCCCCCUUCUUCUUCCAACUCCUCUUCCUACUCCUCUUCUUCAUCUUACUCUUCCUCCUCCUCCUUCUUUUUUUUUUUUUUUUUUUUUUUUAACCUUUUGACAUACCAAGAGGAAUAAGGAAGCAAUUGUAAGUUUGGUUAGAAGGAAAAGGUAAACCAGCCCCAUGAUACCUGAUCGACACGAGGGAGGGAUGGCUGUAGAAAAGGAAGCAUCAUCCCCUGGUACUUCUUAUAUGUGGUGACUUCCCUGCCUUGGGAUAUGGUGUAAACUGGCCUUUUCUGGAUAUUUGACAAGUGACAGCCCCUGGACCAAGUAUGUGAGUGAAUUUACAGAGUACAGGUAGCUUGACUGAUAGAACUUUUUCUUUUAGGACACUGCACACAGCUUCCUGGAUGCAGACACUUGGCAUCUGUAAGAGGCUUACUCAUGGACCUCUGUAUAUCUUAAGGGAGCCUGAGGUGUUCAUAUGUUUGCAGCCAUGAUCUUGGGUCUAGGAUUAGGGUUUUCAUGGUCAGGAUUAUGACUUGGAAGGACAGGUGUAAUUCUCAGUUCCCUUUCUGGUCUGGAUUUAAAGGACAGCUGUGUUAGAGUCCCAAGUUCAUGUGCCAUUACAUCUGUCACAGGGUUUAUUGGCAGGCAUUCAGUCCCUAUAGGACGAGCCCCACAAACACAACGUGUCCUAGACAAGGACCAUCUUCGCCCUCUGCCUUGAAUAUCCAUUGUGUGUGUAUGUAUGUGGUAAGCGCAGAUGGACUUGCAGCAAUGGCACUGGCUGUGUGAGUCUGUGAGCUUAGUUCAGAUGGGUCUCUUUAGUCCUAUAGCCUGGCUCUACAGUGACAAAGUUUGAGACUGUCACGGUGUGCGUGUUCAAAGGAAUGUAGUCAUACAUUCCUUAAAAGCAUUUUGGGGAGAGAUAGUGACCGCUCUUCCAUCUGGGCAUGAUGGAUUGGCUGGGAGGGAUGGGGCAGUUUUGUUACACAGUGACUGAGUAACUGUGUGCUUUUCUAGACUGUCCUGGGGCUGAGUGUCAUUCUGGCCUCCCUGCCUGAGGGGAGGUAAUGGGCCAAAUAGAGCAUUUCUUUGAACUCUGCCCCUGUUGUCCUAGCUGUUUCCCAGCAGCAGAAUCAGGGAGCGUCUUAUACAAGUGAGCACCUUACUCAAUGGAGACCAUGGUCAGUUUCUCAGACAAACACAGGAAAGUAGGAGGACAUGGCAAGUCUCAGCUCCAAGAAUGUUUUAAGUUUGCAUUGAAACAGGUGAGGUUUGUUGUGGAAGUUAGGCUGAAGUAUAGAUGGCAUUUUUAAAUAUCUGUAAGGCUGUUCAUUCCAGAUUACAUAGUAAGUGUGCGUGCGUGCAAAGUUAGAUGUGACCUGGGAUCAGGAAUGGUUUCGUUCUGAGUUUACCUUGUAUGUACUCUACAAGGAGCACUCGGGGAUCCAUCUGGGAGCAGGAUGGAGACUCCACUUUUGUGGAGACAGAGAAAGGAGAAGCUGCAGAUGCUUUUAUUUAACUGCUUUCAAUUUCUAAUUAAUUCUAAUUUCCAAUUCACCUUUAUAGUCCUAAACUGUCUACUGCCAGGAAAUUUUGUAAUGGUAGCAGCCAGGUUUUUCUAGAAAGAGCCAGAUAGUUUUAUCUUUGUGGGCUAUGGAAGCCCUGUGACAACUCAAUUGUUCAUAAACAGUAUGUAAAUGAGCAGUUGUGUCUGUGUUCCAAUAAAACUUUAUUCAGCAAGCAGAUACCAGCUUGUAGUUUGCUCAUUCCUGAUUGAUAGCCUCAGACUGCAUUUUCAGUGUUGCUGCUGUUGUUAUUGGUUGUGAACCUUAGCCUUUAAAGGUUGAGCCAUCGCUCUAUUCCAAUUUUAAAAAUAUUUUAAUUUUUAAGAAUUUAUACAAUGUAUUUAGAUCUUGUUUCACCCCUCCUUCAGUCAGUUUUUCCCAGAUCUACCCCCACUUCCUUAAUUCACUCAACUUUCUGUCCUUUUAGAAAAAAAAAACAUCAUGUAGUCUAAUUUGUGUUGCCCAAAUACUCUUGGGUCUGGGCCUCCCCUGAAGUGUGGUUAUUCUACCAGAAGCCACAUUCUUUUAAAAAACAAACAAACAAACAAACAAACAAACAAAACAAACAAGCAAACAGAUUUUUCCUCCUCCAGCAGCUAUUAAAUGGUAAUAGCUCUUCCACUAGGAGUGGGACUUCAUGACUCCUGCCCUCGCUCCCUAGUGCUGGGAUUUGUCUGGUUUGAGGUUGCACAGGCAUUGUGAAUGCUGUGACAGCUGCUGUGAGUUCAUACGUGCAGCUUCCCUGUUGUGUUUGCAAAGCACUGUUUACUUGUAGUCAUUACCACCUCUGGCUCUGCAAAUCUUUCUGUCCCAUUUUCUGUGAGCCUUGUGGGGAGGAGUGUGGUAUAGAUUUCCCAUCUAGGGCUGAACACUUCAUACUCUAAUUCUCUGCAUGUUGGUCAGUUAUGUGUCUCUGUAUUGAUUCUCGUCUACUGCAAGAAGAAACUUCUCUGAUGAGGAUUCAGAGAUGCACUAAUCUAUAGGUAUAACAAUAAGCCAUUAGGAAUCAUUAUAAUAUUAUGUCCAAUUAAUAAAAUGAUAGAAGUAGGGUCUUUCUUAGGGCCUUUAACUUGUCUAGUCAUAAAGUUUUGGUUCUGAUAACUGUGCUAGAUAUGGAUUCCAUCUCAUGGAGUGGGUCUUAAAUCCAUUCAGAAAGUGGUUACAUUCAUGUAAGUGAUAAGUGGUAGCAUUCAUGCCAUUCAUUAUUGUACCAGUGGGCACAUGCUGCCAAGACAGUUGUGGAUCACAGGGGUCAUGGUGGAUAAGACUGAGGAUUACUGUCUUGUCUGGUAGUGAGCAUAGCACCUUUCCACACUGUGAAAUCUAGCCAGUAGGAAUGAACCUUUUCAAGGUUAGGACCCACCUGUUUUUCUCUGUGUUUUUAUGACUCAAGUGAUGGUAUUUUCAGUAAUAGGGUCUUAUCAGCAAAUUCUGAAGGGCAACCAAGAACAAUGUGAAUGUAAUGUUUGAGUGACCCGACAACUCAAAAGAGGUUUUUUGGUUUUUGUUUGUUUGUUUGUUUUUUCAGCUUUGCUGUAUUGUUAAAUCAGUUUCCCUGAUAUUCCUCCCUGUUUUUAUUUUUGUUUUUUGUUUUUUCGAGACAGGGUUUCUCUGUAUAGCCCUGGCUGUCCUGGAACUCACUUUGUAGACCAGGCUGGCCUCGAACUCAGAAAUCCACCUGCUUCUGCCUCCCGAGUGCCACCAACCGCCUGGCUUAUUCCUCCUUGUUUUGAGUGUCACUACUGAGGCAGUGAAUUAAUUUAUUCUUGAUAAAUAAAGAUGACUCUGUCUCCUUGUUUUCUGUGAUGAUGAAAAUGGUGUCUUAACUAAGAUUAUAUUUGAGAUAUUUAGCUGAAAACUCAAGAACUUAUGAUUUAAAAAGAUAGCGAUUUUCUUCCAUAGGAAGGAUUGGUAUCAGCAGGCUGGUGAUACCAGGGAGUACCAUGCUCCAGUAGCAGCCCAGUGGAGGAUGGAAACUCAGCUUCCAGCUAUUUUUUUUAUUUUUUAUUUUUUAUUAUUUUUUAUUUUUAAACUCUGUCCCUACUGUUCUUAGGAUGAGGGCUUCCCUCUCAAGGUCACUUUUGAAAGCAAAAUACUUGCUGCAGGGGCCAGCCAGGGGCCACUGGGUGCCUCUGAGUUUCCUGUGAGAAUGCUGCUGGAGGCUACUGGUGAUGUCAGCCUAACUUGCUCUGCUGCCCCAGCUGUGCAUUGUUCUUAUCUGGGUCUCAUCAGCUGGGGAGAGAGCUAGGUCUGCACUAGGAGAGGUGGCCUCAGGUGCAAGUUUCUUUUUAUUUGGGUGCCUGCCUAAGUGCCUUUGUGUGCUUGUGUGUUUUGUUCACAAAAUAUGGCUCAUGCAUGCCAUAGCAUGUGUGUGGAGAUCAGAGGACAACUUGAAGGAGUCAGUUUCCUGCUACUGUCAUGUGGUUCUUGGGGACUGAACUUAAGUCAAACGGCUGCCAUCUCGUUGGCCCUCAGGAUGAUUUUGAAAGGAAAUUUAUUUUAAGUACUGUGGUGGUAGUCUCCAGCUUUUUUUUUUUUUUUUUUUCCCCGAGACAGGGUUUCUCUGUGUAGCUCUGGCUGUCCUGGAACUCACUUUGUAGACCAGGCUGGCCUCGAACUCAGAAAUCUGCCUGCUCUGCCUCCCUAGUGGUGGGAUUAAAGGCAUGCGCCACCACUUCGUCGUUUUGAUAACCUGCUGGGUUGUUUGUUCCAUGUCUGGGCGUCCUGGACUGGAAAGGUAGAGUGGUCGGAUGCUGUGCUGCAGUCCUUCCUUGCCUCCAGUUCUUCUUUUUCAUACUGGAUCCUUUCCCCACCCCCAAUAUAUUCUGAUCAUAGUUUCUUCUUCUCUAACUCUUCCCAGGUCCUUCCUACCUCUCUACCCACCCAAUUCCACACCCUCCCACUUUAGAAAGCAAAUGGGCAAACAGCAACAAAAAUCAAAACCAAACCCCAAACAAAUCAGAAUUAAAAAAGGAAAAAAAAAAAAAAAACAAUAGAAACACGCACACAAUCCAUUAAAACACAGGACCAGAAGCCAUAACAUACAAGCAAAAGAUCAGUAAGACAAAUACCCAGACAAAGCAAUGUGAGACAAAAAUGAAAUAUUGGGUUCAUUUUUGUUGGUCAGCUACUACUGGGCAUGGGCCUGCCCUUAAGUGUGGUUAAUAUGCCCACAAUUAGACUAUUGGAGAAAACUAACAUUUCUUUAUAAACAGGUGUCAAUUGCAGAUAGCUUCUUCUUAACUAGGGGUGAAAGUCUUUCUUGCUUCCAGUUCUCUUGGGGGCCCAGAGAAGCCUGUGGCAGCUGUUCUGUCAGGAUUCCCUGUCAUGGCCAUGGCCUGGGAAGUGGUAGAGCUAGCUGUAGGACCUGUCCUGAGCGCCUUCUAUCCAGCUGCGGGGCCAGUGGUUGUGGUGCUGUCUGCUUCCGUGUUUCAGGCUCUGCACAUGUCCAGCUGCUGUGAAUAGUCUGUCUGGGGUGCUUCCAGUAGGGAACAGUGCAUGGGUACCCAGGGGGCAGAGCUGCAUCAGAACAGCAGGAUAUGAGUAACAGGAAGUGACAGGAAUCGCCUAGGGCGCCGGACCUUUUCUGGUCUACCUUCCUGAGCCAGGAGCUAUAUUUAGCAGAGCAUUUCCCAAUCCUGUCCUGUGCUGUCACUGUUUGCCACCUCCCUAGUCAGUGGCUGGGUGGCACAGUCCUAAUGUGCUACUCUGUGUCCCUGGUCUACCUGUGUGUGUGACCCACAGGUUGUUCUUCACCACUGUAAAACUUCUUCCUGCUUGUGCCGGUUCUCUUGGAUGCUGAAGCACUUGAGGCAGCUGGGAAGUGGAGAACAACAGGUCAGACAGAGCCCAUGAGAGACUGUUAGGGUCUUGGGUAAGAGGUCAUCACUCCAUGUAGGAAGCUCAUCUUGUGUGCCGACAACAGGAAAGAAAUGGAAGAUUGGAUUGCAGCACUCAAGACUGUCCAGAACAAAGAGCAUUUUGAGCCUACCCAAUAUAGCAUGGACCAUUUCUCAGGGAUGCACAACUGGUAUGCUUGUUCCCAUGCACGGCCAACCUAUUGCAAUGUGUGUCGUGAAGUUUUGUCAGGGGUCACAUCCCAUGGGCUAUCCUGUGAAGUGUGUAAGUUUAAGGCUCACAAACGUUGUGCUGUGCGUGCAACUAGUAACUGCAAGUGGACCACAUUGGCCUCAAUCGGGAAGGAUAUCAUUGAGGACGAGGAUGGGAUUGCCAUGCCUCACCAGUGGUUGGAAGGAAACCUGCCUGUGAGUGCCAAGUGUAUCGUGUGUGACAAGACUUGUGGCAGCGUGUUACGCCUGCAGGACUGGCGCUGCCUCUGGUGCAAAGCCAUGGUUCACACAUCUUGCAAAGAGUCCUUGGUGAUGAAGUGUCCACUUGGCCUGUGCAAGGUGUCUGUCAUCCCUCCCACGGCACUCAACAGUAUUGACUCCGAUGGGUUCUGGAAGGCCACCUGUCCCCCGUCUUGUACAAGCCCUCUGCUGGUUUUUGUCAACUCAAAAAGUGGAGACAAUCAAGGUGUGAAGUUUCUCAGAAGAUUCAAGCAGCUGCUGAACCCUGCCCAGGUUUUUGACCUCAUGAAUGGAGGACCACACCUUGGCUUACGGUUAUUUCAGAAGUUUGACACCUUCCGGAUUCUGGUUUGUGGCGGGGAUGGCAGUGUUGGCUGGGUCCUCUCUGAAAUCGAUAGCCUCAACCUUCACAAACAGUGUCAGCUAGGUGUGCUGCCCCUGGGGACAGGGAACGACCUGGCCCGUGUUCUUGGCUGGGGCUCUGCCUGUGAUGAUGAUACACAGCUUCCUCAGAUCUUGGCAAAGCUGGAGAGGGCCAGCACUAAGAUGCUGGACAGGUGGAGUGUCAUGGCAUAUGAGACCAAGCUCCCUCGGCAGGCCUCCUCCUCCACUGUCACUGAGGACUUCAGCGAGGACUCAGAGGUGCAGCAAAUUCUCUUCUAUGAAGACUCAGUCGCAGCUCAUCUUUCUAAAAUCUUAACUUCGGACCAGCAUUCUGUGGUGAUCUCAUCAGCCAAAGUGCUCUGUGAGACAGUGAAGGACUUUGUGGCUCGAGUGGGCAAGGCCUAUGAGAAGACGACAGAGAGCUCGCAGGAGUCAGAGGUCAUGGCCAAGAAGUGCUCUGUCUUGAAAGAGAAACUGGACUCUCUCCUCAAGACCUUGGAUGACGAGUCUCAGGCUUCAUCCUCUCUGUCUAACCCACCUCCUACCAUUGCUGAGGAGGCUGAGGAUGGGGACGGAUCAGGCAACAUCUGUAGCUCUACUGGGGACCAUUUGGUGGGCUCGGCAUGCCCCUCCCGGCCACAGAUCUUCCGGCCCCGGGAGCAGCUAAUGCUGAGAGCCAACAGCCUGAAGAAAGCAAUUCGCCAGAUUAUAGAGCACACAGAAAAAGCGGUGGAUGAGCAGAAUGCCCAGACCCAGGAGCAGCAGGGUUUUGUCCUAGGCCUCUCUGAAUCUGAGAAGAAGGACUUGAAGACUGACAACAGGGUGUGCACAUCAUCUGUCCAUAGUGAGAGCUGUGUGAUUGCCAAGGGGAGAAGUCAACGCAAAGCAUCCAGGGCCCCUUGUGAGAAGCUGGUGAGCAAAGGCCUGUCACUCGGCAGCUCUGCCUCACUCCCUCCUGGUACAGGAAGCCGGGACAGCCUGCCUGCUCUGAACACCAAGAUCCUAUAUCCAAGUGUUCGGGCAGGGAUGUCUGGCUCCUUGCCAGGGGGCUCAGUCAUCAGUCGCUUGUUAAUUAAUGCUGAUCCCUUUAAUGCUGAACCUGAAAACCUAGAAUACUACACAGAGAAGUGUGUCAUGAACAACUAUUUUGGCAUUGGCUUGGAUGCAAAGAUAUCUCUGGACUUCAACAACAAGCGUGAUGAGCACCCAGAGAAAUGCAGGAGUAGGACUAAGAACAUGAUGUGGUAUGGUGUCCUUGGCACCAAAGAGCUGCUGCACAGAACCUACAGGAACCUGGAACAAAAGGUCCUGCUGGAGUGUGAUGGCCGCCCUAUUCCCCUCCCGAGUCUUCAAGGAAUUGCUGUCCUCAACAUUCCCAGCUAUGCUGGAGGGACCAACUUCUGGGGGGGCACCAAGGAAGAUGAUACUUUUGCAGCUCCAUCAUUCGAUGAUAAGAUUCUGGAGGUGGUUGCUGUGUUCGGCAGCAUGCAGAUGGCUGUGUCUCGUGUAAUUAAGCUACAGCAUCAUCGGAUUGCCCAGUGUCGCACAGUGAAGAUCUCCAUCCUGGGGGAUGAAGGCGUGCCUGUGCAGGUGGAUGGGGAAGCCUGGAUCCAGCCACCUGGGUACAUUCGGAUCGUGCACAAGAACAGGGCGCAGACAUUGACCAGAGACAGGGCCUUUGAAAACACCCUGAAGUCUUGGGAAGACAAACAGAAGUGUGAGCUGUCCCGCCCACCCUCCUUUUCCCUGCACCCUGAGAUCCUGUCUGAGGAGGAAGCUACCCAGAUGGAUCAGUUUGGGCAGGCAGCAGGGGGCCUCAUUCACAGCAUUCGGGAGAUAGCACAGUCCCACAGAGCCAUGGAACAGGAGCUCGCACAUGCUGUCAAUGCCAGCUCCAAAGCCAUGGAGCGAGUAUACGGCAAGCCCAGAACUGCAGAGGGGUUGAACUGUAGCUUUGUUCUGGAGAUGGUGAAUAACAUCAGAGCACUGCGCAGUGAGACAGAGCUGCUGCUGGCUGGGAAGAUGGCCCUGCAAUUGGAUCCCCCUCAGAAGGAACGGCUCGGGGCUGCCCUAAUUGAGAUGGACCAGCAGCUCAGGAAGCUGACAGACACUCCCUGGCUUUGCCAGCCCUUGGAGCCUGGUGAGGAAGAGUCUCUCCAACAGAAUGUGAUGCUGGAUCUUACUAAACGCAGCCGUAGUGGUAAAUUCCGCCUUGUGACCAAGUUUAAAAAGGAGAAAAACAAUAAGAACAAAGAAGUUCACAGUAACCUAGGAGGCCCUGUUCACCUCUGGGGGACAGAGGAGGUUGCUGCCUGGCUGGAGCACCUCAGUCUCUGUGAGUAUAAGGACAUCUUCACGCGGCACGACAUCCGGGGCUCUGAGCUCCUGCACCUGGAGCGGAGGGACCUCAAGGACCUUGGUGUGACCAAAGUGGGCCAUAUGAAGAGGAUCCUUUGUGGGAUCAAGGAGCUGAGCCGGAGCUCCCCUGCCGCCGAGGCCUAGCCUCUGCGUUCUCUGCCUGCAUUCUCCGCUCCUCCCGAGACUGAGGCCUAGGGAGGACACUGCCAGCACUCAGCCCCUGGCCUUUCUCAUGGUGCUAUUCCUUUUGUUAGAGACAGGAAGCCCAAUGCCCGUUGGUAACAGCUUUGGAGUCUUGAACAUACCAACACAGCUACCUUUGAGAGAAUACUUUUCCUAGCUGCAGUCAUUUGGGGCAGACUGUGUCACAUCCACUUGUGGCUCUUGCUAACCUGCCUUGUGGGCCACAGGGAAUGUGGUGAAUGAAGCCUGACCACCCAGCACCUGGCAUCCCUGCAGAACCUUCUUACCUGGGGCACAUGCUUGGAUUGUGCUGUGCACUCCUUUUCUGUGUCCUUUAUUGGUCACACUGGGUAGUACCAUCUUCUGUCUCUAUUGGCUCUCAGAAACAGAGUUGGGUCAGGCCUCAGUGGCCCUCACCAGAAUGUUCUCUGUGCCUGCUACCCACUCUGUAGUUCUUCACAGCAGCCCCACAAAGGCAGCCCACUGCUGUUGCCCCCUUUGUUCACAAGGUUUCAUUGUUUUAAAAAACAAGCUAUUUACUUUCCUGGUUUGAAAAUGGCAUGGAUGUGUUUCCAGGCUUGUUAUAGUCUGUGAGGAAGGAGGAAAGUCCUCCUGCUUAGGCCAGGUCUCAGGACACUUGGUUCUCCCCACUCUUGUCCUGUGGGCUGUGAGCAUGUGGACAGCCCAUGUAUCUCCUCAGGAUGCUACAGGUGUCUGCAGUCCAGUCUGGGGCAGAUAAGGAUUGCCACUAACUCAGCAUUCCUGUGGAGACCAGGCUUCUUGGAUGCUGGAAGUGACAUAUGCCAUGAGAGAAUGAAUAGGGGCAGUCAUCUGGAGCCAUCUUGGGUGGCUUCUCAUCUGCGCUGAGGUUUGUUGUCCCAGGAGAUGCCUGUUAGGCCUCUUGACUGUUGCUGCCUUGCUACUAUCUGCUGGGCAGAAAGCUCUCCAAGGCCCAGACUACAUCCUGUGGGCAGUUCCCAGGUGAGGAUGUCCUGAGUCUUCACUGCCACCUACUUACCCUUCUCUACUUUUGAGAUAGUCCUCCACAGGGACUGAUAGAACAGCUGGAAAGGGAGGGCUGCUGGUCUGUGGUCCUCACCAGAGAUGACAGGUCUGUGGGCUCUGCCGGUGCUUCCCCAUCUGACAUGGGAAGGAAGUACUGAAUUUGGGCUCUAGGUAGAGUCUGCAGCAAUUCCAGCUGGGAGGCAAGGUUGACCUGCUGUUUGUUCUGAAGACUAGACUCCUUGUUCAUCUUCCCUUUCCUGGUGACAGAUCUGAGAGCCCUGGUGAGCAGAGUGGAGUAUGGAAAGGGCCUACAGUGUUGUUCCUGCUGUGUUCUGCCCCAGGCCUAGAGUUCCACCCAUUGUCUAUCAGCUGUGGGCUGGGAGAAUCUUUGCCCUGUGUGUGGUUGUUGCUGCCUCCCUGAAUGGAAAUAAUUUUCACUUUCCACCUGGGAUUCUAUUUUCCACUGAGCAGUCAAUGUAGACCAGAAUGUGGAAGCAGGGAUAACCUCAGAUAAUUCACAGAGCUUUUGCCAGCCAGACCAGCUGAAACUUAGGUGACUAGGGUCCUGAGAAACAACUGAGGGCAGUGGCCUUCUUGAGAAAGCUUCAUGUUUGGGUGAGGGUGUUAGAAAUCAUUAUUGUCAACAAAAAGUGAAAGGUCCAGUCUGAGUGCUGGAGGGACCUGCCAGGUGGCCAUGCUCUCCGCAGAUGUGUUCUGGCCAUCACCACCCUGCCCCAAACCCAUAGCAGUUCUCUAGAGUUCUGGAGAGGGAUAGAAUGAAGGAUCCCAAGGAAUUGGAGUAAAGGUUUUGUGCCUGCAGGUGGGGCUACCUUAACCCCUCAUAUUUAUAAUCUUAAUUUAUAGUGACCAUCUGGAGCAGAUUCCUCUUGUAUUGUUAUGUACAUAGUCUGCAUCAGAGAGUUGUAAAUAAGUUCUUCUGUGUAUAAUAAAACAGGCCUGUUUUUGAUCUUCCAGUGAGCAUUCCUGUCCUCAUUUCUGUGCUGACAGUUGCUAGCGGUUCUGAAGACUCGGUUGCUGACUUGGUGGCUAUAAAGCAGAACAGAGCUGUUAUAUUCCAAGGGUCUGCUGAUAGGCAGUUCAGCCAGUGUAGCUCUGGGUUAGUCACUAGCAACAACAAAAACUUCUGGACAGCAAUCGCCAUUAAUGCUUCUUGUCAGGGUGCCGUCAUUCACCUUCACACAUGGAUGGUUAGCUUGCUGAACUGCUGUGCUCCUGCAGGUAGUGUGGCGGUUCUGGUAUUGUUGAGUCUCUCGUAAUUAUAUCUGACCUAGGGGGAAGCUAGCAGCUAUGAAACCACUUUGGAUUGCCAGGGCAUUCAUAACACCUACUGCAAUGGCCCUGGCCAGAUCCUGUCCCCAGAAUAGUAAACAGAGCUACUCAACAGCCAGUUCUUCCAGUACACUUCCCCAAGAGUCUAUAUUUAUUUUAAGCCAAAAUAGACUUAUUUCCAAAAUCAGUGUUUCUAAUAUAACUCAUGUUUGUUGAAUGUCUAGAGAAAAAAGAAAGUUGUGCUGCUUGAAGAAAAAGUCACGCAAGUCCCUCAAGCAGCAGGACACAGACGGCAGGCAGUAUAUGACAGAGUUGAGGACUGCAACUUUAAGAAUGUUUUAUUUUUUUCUUUAAUAAAGUCUUAGUGUUUUU